AUGGAUGAAAGCGCAUACAAAUGGCGUCCUCCGAAGCCAAAUUACCUGCCUCACAACGUCGACGCUGACCAGCCCGUAGUCGAGGACUACAUACAGCUGGGGCAUGCCAGCGAUCUGGAAAAUGCCACUUACUAUAACAAAUGCAAGCGCGCAGCCCAGUCGUACAACAUCACCAGGCCCAAGGGAUACAAUGUCUCCUUCCACGCAAAUCCAGAGAUGGAGAAGCAUCAUUUCGGCCAGACGCAUCCCAUGAAGCCGUGGAGGCUGACCCUCUCAAAAAGCUUGAUCAUGUCCUAUGGCAUGAACUUUGCCAUGGACAACUACGUCACAAGAGCUGCCACAUAUGAGGAGCUCAACUCAUUCCACGCCAACGACUACCUGGACUUUCUUGGAACCGUUCUCCCCGAACCAGUUCCCCGUGAUAUAGAGAAUCCCGGGACAGAGCUUAAGUUCAACCUCGGCGGCUCGGACUGUCCGCUGUUCGAAGGGCUCUACGACUACUGCUCCAUGUCUGCCGGAAGCUCCUUAGAUGCUGCGCGGAAGAUCUGCACCAAGGAGUCGGACAUCGCUAUAGCCUGGGGCGGCGGCCUUCAUCACGCAAAGAAAGCUGAGGCAUCCGGGUUCUGCUAUAUCAAUGAUAUCGUCAUUGCGAUAUUGCAACUCCUACGAUGUCACCCGCGGGUGCUCUACAUCGACAUUGAUGUGCACCACGGUGAUGGCGUUGAAGAAGCAUUCUUCAGCACCGAUCGCGUCAUGACUGUCUCCUUCCACAAGUACGAUCCAGCUAACUUCUUCCCUGGUACGGGUGGACUGGAUGACAAUGGUCCUAAGAGCGAACAUAAUCCCGGCGCCCACCAUGCACUCAACGUGCCACUCCAGGAUGGCAUUUCGGAUGAGCAGUAUACGUGGCUCUUCAAAUCGAUCAUCACUGAAAUCAACAAUCGUUUCCGACCGUCCGCGAUCUGCCUACAGUGUGGCGCCGACAGUCUGGCUGGGGACAGACUUGGCCGAUUCAACCUGCAAGUGCAGGGCCACGGUGCUUGUGUUGAGUUCUGCAAGUCGCUUGGCCUGCCGAUGAUACUCUUCGGUGGAGGUGGAUAUACGCCCAGAAAUGUCGCCCGUGCUUGGACCAAUGAGACUAGCAUCGCCAUCGAUGCGCAGGGCAAGAUUGACCCGAUAAUUCCUCUACACGCGCCAUGGCGCGAACACUUUAGACAGGACACCCUUUUCCCUACGCUGGAGCAGAUUCUAGGAGAGCCGCGUGCGAAUAGGAACCAGCAGAAGCGGCUGAACGAGAUCGUCCAGCACUGCACCGAGCAGCUACGUUUCGUCAACGCCGCGCCCAGUGUGCAGCAGAAGCUAAUACCGCCUGAUCUGGGCGGCAUACGCGAUGAAGUGGAGGCGAGAAUCAAGGAGGAGAAUGAUGAGAAGAACCACAACCUCAGGAAACUACGGGAGGAGGGGGUUGGUAUUGCGAUGGAGUAUUAG
Messenger RNA from Phaeoacremonium minimum UCRPA7, 1488 nucleotides. RefSeq names its product putative histone deacetylase phd1 protein. The coding region runs from base 1 to 1488 and encodes 495 amino acids. Gene Ontology annotation, molecular function: histone deacetylase activity. NCBI's taxonomy places the organism in Eukaryota, Fungi, Ascomycota, Sordariomycetes, Togniniales, Togniniaceae. The record is from RefSeq and is a predicted model, not a curated record. The transcript has a single exon.